AUGUUGACUUCCUGUGAAUUUGGAUUCGGCGUUGAAGCCGACUGUUACAGCCGUCAGGGAUUCAGGAGAUCUCCAGGAUUUCCAAAAAUGGUUGAAAAAAGUCAAGGAUUCUUUGACUUGGAUACUCUGAAUAUUGAUUUUGAUUAUCUGAGCAGUCCUCCGGCGGCGGCUAACAUCGCCGAAUGUAGUUUGGCCUGUGAGCAACGGUCUAUUAAGAAGACCCUUGAAGAAUGGGGCUGGCUGGAGCUCCUCAAGAUCGACACUGGGGCUAACGGUGAAGAGCCUGAAGGGAGCCGCAGAAUUGACACUGGGGCCAACGUUGAAGAGCCGGAAGCUGUUGUGGAAAAAGAAAGGCCUUGUUCAAGCAAGGCCAGUGAUGAGACAAGCGACUCAGAUGAGUGGCAUGAAGUUAGAUCAAGACGAUCAAGAUCGUCGACUAGUUCGGAGACGGACAGUAGUUCAACAGAAGGCAAAAACUACAAGACGAUGAUGUGUUUAAGUUAUUUAAACAAAGGCUACUGCAAACGAAAACAUUGCACUUUUGCCCACGGCAAAAAAGAAUUAAGAAAGACAGAAGUGAGUCUCGUACAAUAUCUUAUACAUUGACAACAUUUUAAUCUUAUAGUACUGGAGUUUCAACAACAUGUUGCAACAAUUUAACAGUAUUAGUAUUGAUUUUUACUAACUAUGGGCUUUGCUUUUACUUACAACUAAAAUUUUAGAACUCGGCAAAGUAUCACACAAAAGUUUGCAUUAACUUUCAGCAAACUGGACGGUGCCAGUAUGGAAAGGCCUGCACUUUUAUUCAUCGUAAAUAA
Messenger RNA from Bursaphelenchus okinawaensis, 818 nucleotides. The record is from the annotation of a GenBank genome assembly. Lineage: Eukaryota; Metazoa; Nematoda; Chromadorea; Rhabditida; Aphelenchoididae.